This is a messenger RNA of Durusdinium trenchii, 1561 nucleotides long. The record is from the annotation of a GenBank genome assembly. NCBI's taxonomy places the organism in Eukaryota, Dinophyceae, Suessiales, Symbiodiniaceae.
AUGAUUUUUCUCAUUCUCAAAGUCCACACUGCAAGACCUCUUGGGCACAAACUCGGGUGCCCGAAGGUCCUUGAAGAGUCCUUGGGAGGAAGCUUCACUCCACCCGCGCGUGCUGGCUUCUACAAUUUGAUGAACUACGUGGGCAGUGCCUUCAUGUAUGUGAACCACGAGUAUUCUGAACGAAUCAAACUUGUGCUGAGCAGUUGGAACGCUGUGCAGAAGACCACCGCCGAGUCCUACGCGAGGGCCGAUGCAGUUGAUGCCGAGAGCCAAGCUGAGGAGAGUGUACACGAAGAUGCGGAGCCGACAGUGAAGAAACCUCAGGAGCCUAAGAACAUCAAAGAGGUCAAAGAGCAACAAAAGGGCAAAGAGACCAAGGAGGCUGAGACAACUAUGCUCAAAAUGGAUCCGGAGGUGAAGGUAGAUAUGAAAAUACCGACAAGCUUCAAUGAGAUGAUCCUCUUCAAUGCAUCUGUCAUGGGUUUUGGAGGGAGCCACUGGAUGAAGAUCAUGUUGGUUCAGUUUGAUGAUAUGGUACGGAGUGUGGGGAACUUCUGUCGAUUGCAAGAAGAGUGCGACGUGAUGUGUUUAGUGCUUGCCAAGUACAAGGGGCCUAUUGAGUUGCCAGAGUUCAAGGCAGUGGUCUUGGCAUCCUUGCGGUCACUGUUGCCCGACAAGUGGGACUCGGAGCACGAGGUUGCGUGGUGUUGGCUUUGGGAAAACAUGGAAGGCCUUCUACGGGCCUCGCUGGGCAAACCCGCUGUACAAGAAGCCGCGUUGACCUGCUUCUACCAAAGUGAGCCUGAAAAGAUCCAGCGUUUCACGCAUCAAAUUUUCCCAGCCUUCUUGGAGAUCACGCCUGCUGGCCAGGAAUUCCUGAAGCAAUCCUCAACUCGUCUCCUGUUCAUCUCAGACAAGAUCACAUCCCUUCUGCUGGAGCUCUACCGGUUUCCUCUGAAGACGGUGGAAGAGAGCUCAGCGCAAGGCUUGAAGCACGUUGGCUAUGGAAUUCCCACAGACAUGUUUCCACCCUUCGUCACUGCUGCCACUGCUGUAGUGGCAACGAUCCAGGCGCUCGCAGCAAGUGAAGAAGUCGUCGAGGCUGUCCGCUGGGCCGUCGCCCUGAUCGCAAAGAUCAUAGUGCGCACGCUGGGGGAAGGCUCCACGUUGGUGAUGAAGGCCAUCCACGCCAACGUGAGGGGACAGUUGAGGAAGGCCAUUGCGAUCGUCCCGCGGUGUCAAAGGGCUCACGAGGUGCUGAACAUCACAGCAGGAUCCCAAUCAAUUUCACCCUUCUACUGGGCCAUCGACAGUGGCAGGCUGAUCUGUGCUGAGAUCAUUUUGCAAGAUUUGCUGAUGAUCCGUGCUGACCGUGAUGUCUACUACUAUGGCUGUGACAGCCUCUUUGCUUACCACCCACGCGUGGUGCAGCGUCUUUGCAACACGGCCCCCACACUGUUGCACACGCUGAUGGACGGCCUUGUAUGGCGCUCCCGGCAGACGCGCCAAGGGUGGCGCCGGGUGAACUACUAUGUGAAGCACUUGCUGAAAGACUCGAACG